AUGCCUACCUCCCUACGUCUCGUCUUUUUCAUCACCCUGGUUUCUUUCUUUCAGGUCGUCUUCGCUUCGCCAGCCAUCGGUAAGCCUGUGGGGACAACAUUUAGCGGCGACGAAAGAACCGCAGGAAAGAACAAGUCAAGUCAGUGGCAGAACGCAGGGGGAAAUAGCAUCAAUUCGGGCGAGUGGGAUAGCAAGAAAAGUCCAGCAGCCGACACGCCUUGGAUCUUCUGCCCCGGCUACAGGGCCUGUAACCGCCUCGGCGCCAUUUCGCAUGCUCGCAACAUGGCCCGCGAGAUCGAUAACGAUGUCAAGCGCGUCAAGGACGCUGAGUUGUCUUUGCCAGUUGCUUGGCAACCCAACUGGAAGGAAUGCUACGUCGAAAUCCGCAAGUCCACGGUCAAUGUCACGAGCUCCUUGGGCGACGACCACAUCCGCCUCGAUGGCUUGCCACCUGUCUGCAUGGCUCUCGCAACGACUAUCACACAUGCCGUUAACGGUUCUGUCGCUCCGGUUGUCUGCGGCCCGGCCUGCAUCGAGCACGAGGAAAUGACGGACGAGCUCUUCGAGAAACUUCGAAUCAUGUUGAACCUUUGA
Colletotrichum destructivum is the source of this 594-nucleotide messenger RNA. RefSeq lists its product as uncharacterized. The transcript has a single exon. The record is from RefSeq and is a predicted model, not a curated record. The coding region runs from base 1 to 594 and encodes 197 amino acids. NCBI's taxonomy places the organism in Eukaryota, Fungi, Ascomycota, Sordariomycetes, Glomerellales, Glomerellaceae.